AUGCCUCGAAAGGGCACCAUUGCAAUUGCAGUGUAUGGCGGCAUUAGCUUCGGCCUUUUCGCUGCAUCGCUCGUGGUUCUGGCCAUGAACUCUGUCGAUUAUCUUACCAUGAUGUACGAGCUCACGGAGAGCGUGAGACUCCUAAUUCUCCUCAACUUCGUGGUAAGUUGCUUUAUUCUCAUGGGGUUUGCAGGGAUCAAAUUGAUCUUCAGAGAGCUUCGGAUCAUUGAAAUUGAGCAUAUUUCGGAGGAGUUACCCUUCUACCUUAUUAAUCUUCUCAUAAUCAUGUUUAGUGACGAUAAUCUUCUUCUCAAUAUAGUGUGGAUCAACCUCACGAUCAUGUUCAAAGUGUUUCAUAUCAUCAUGACGGACCGUCUUGACUCGUUUCAGAUGAAAAUCACGAACAUGAUUCCGCAUCAGAUAUCAACCUCUCGCCAGGUCUUCUACAACUUCGCCACGUAUAGGGUUCUGAUUCUUCUCGAGGUAUUUACUGUCGCCGACCUCCUCCUAGCGAAGUUUUUGGCUUACGACGUCUUCCAGGGCACACGUUCUGUUGGUAGUCUCUUGUUUGGUAUCCACUACGGAGUGCUCGGGAUGGAAGCAAUAGCAUACUUCGGUAAACUCGUACUCAACGUUUAUGAGCUCAUGUUCUACACCAUCCCCAAUAAUCAGGGAUUGCUGUCGCCGGGUGGCAACGAGGUAUCGAAUGAUGAGGAAAUCAGCGAUGAGGACGAGGAUCCCGACGACGAAGAUGUUUCAGAACGUGUGUGGGAGAACAAGCCCAUUUACACACAAGUAUUUGAGAUCUUUGUUGCCGGCUCGAAAGGUGGCCUCUACGCAACUUUCAUGUACAUGCUCUACGUUCACGGAGGAGUCACUCCCCCCAUCACCCUUCUUCAAGGUGUAGCCGUGUCAUUCCUACAAGUUUACUCCAAGUCUAAGAAGCUUCGCAGCUUUUUAGAGCAGUCCAAAAAGUUGGACAAGGCGCUUCUCAACGCAACGAAGGAAGAUUUGCAUUCUGGAGACAACCUCUGUAUUAUUUGUCGUGACAACAUGUGGUGCGAGGACGAGUACUUCGAGGCCAAGAAGAAGGUAUUGGGAGCUAGACGUCGUCCAAAGAAGCUUCGCUGCGGUCACAUAUUGCACAUGGGUUGUCUCAAGGACUGGAUGGAGAGAUCUGACAACUGUCCUCUAUGUCGAACCACUGUUUUUGCCACGGCGGCAGAGGCUGCCCAGCCAGGGGCUGGCAUCACCCACAACGAAGCAGAGGCCACACCCGAAGCGGUGGUUCCUGAGCGCCUCAGGACUGAGGACUCAGCUCCAACGCCUACUUCCAGCGCGUCGCAAAGACGACCACAGGAAUACUCCGUUCUGGAGAAUGCUUUCAUACCCGAGGAUUGGGCUGCGUUUCCUAUCAGCGCAGGCAGUGACUCCAACACACGUAACAUCAGGCUUUCUCCCGAGAGUUCAGGAACUAUCACCAUACGAAGGCGUGAAAAUGGCAGAAACGAGAGAAUGGACUUGUUCCAGAUCACCUCGAGUCAAUAG
Molecule: messenger RNA, 1548 nt
Organism: Candidozyma auris
Lineage: Eukaryota; Fungi; Ascomycota; Pichiomycetes; Serinales; Metschnikowiaceae
Product: E3 ubiquitin-protein ligase HRD1
Exons: 1
Coding region: 1-1548 (515 amino acids)
Cellular component (GO): cytoplasm
Molecular function (GO): zinc ion binding
Source: RefSeq, a predicted model, not a curated record